AUGCUGAGGAGAAUCUCGACCCAGUUUAAACGGUCCAAGGACUUGAAGGAUUCUAAGGAUUUCAAGGACUCUAAUGGGGAGAACACAGAGAAUAGCACAGAGAAGAACAGCAAACGUGCCUCGAAGGUCUCACCAACUCGAAAGUCCUUCUCGGCUAAGGAGGAACAUCACGUCGUGAAGCGUGCCGAGGUCGUUGCUGUAUUUGAGAAGUUUGCGCAGGCGAUUCACGCUUCAAAGGAGCCAUUGCCCAAUCAGACCAGUGAUGGCGCCUACUUGAAGCAUGACAAGUCGUCCGGUCUCAUUAAUGACAUCAAGUCUCUGGGAUUCCGCGAGUUAAAUACCGUUAAAGACCUGAUCGCGAGCAAAGCCUCCGGUGAGCUGGUUGAUGACAAGACUUACUUGAUGGAGCGCAUUAUCCAAAUGGUCGCGGAUUUGCCUGGUAACUCCAAGAACCGCACCGAACUCACCAGUUUAUUCCUGGAUGAGCUAUGGAACUCAAUUCCUCAUCCUCCUCUCUCUUACAUGGGAGACGAAUACAAGUACCGCUCCGCCGAUGGCUCAAACAACAACCCUACUCUCCCGUGGCUGGGAGCUGCGAAUACCGCCUACUGCCGCACUAUCCCUCCCCUGACCAUCCAGCCCAGUGGAUUGCCUGACGCCGGUUUGAUUUUUGAUACCCUCUUUGCUCGUCAGGAGUUUACCCCGCAUCCCAACAAGGUCUCCAGUGUUUUCUUCGACUGGGCCUCCUUGAUUAUUCACGACAUCUUCCAAACCGACUACCGUCAACAGCACUUGAACAAGACUUCCGCUUAUCUUGACUUGUCCAUUUUGUAUGGCGAUGUCCAGGAGCAACAGGAUCUGAUCCGCUCCCACCAAGACGGAAAGCUGAAGCCCGACUGCUUCUCCGAGGGUCGUCUGCAGGCUCUGCCUGCUGCCUGCGGUGUUCUGCUGGUCAUGCUGAACCGUUUCCACAACCAUGUUGUUACUCAGCUAGCUGAAAUCAAUGAAAAUGGUCGCUUCAGCAAGCCCCGCCCUGGUCUGUCUGAGGAGGACGCCAAGAAAGUCUGGACUAAGCGUGAUGAGGACCUGUUCCAGACUGGUCGUCUGAUCACCUGCGGUCUGUACAUCAACAUCACUCUAUAUGAUUACCUGCGCACCAUUGUCAACUUGAACCGCACCAAUUCCACCUGGUGCUUGGAUCCACGUGCCCAAGUUGAAAAGGCCGGAGCCACUCCAUCCGGUCUCGGCAACCAGUGCUCGGUUGAGUUCAAUUUGGCCUACCGGUGGCACUCCACCAUCAGCCAAGGCGACGAGAAGUGGAUUGAGCAGAUCUACCAUGACCUCAUGGGCAAGCCUGCCGAGGAGGUCACUAUGCCUGAGCUACUGAUGGGGUUGAAGAAGGUUGAGGGUUUGCUCGACACUGACCCCGCCAAGCGUACCUUCGCCCGCUUGCAGCGUAACGAAGAUGGAUUCUUCAAUGAUGGAGAGCUGGUAAACAUUCUGACUCACGCCACCGAGGACGUGGCCAGCUCUUUCGGCCCCCGAAACGUUCCCAAGGCUAUGCGCUCUAUCGAGAUCCUCGGGAUCGAGGCUUCGCGUAGAUGGAAUGUUGGUUCUCUCAACGAGUUCCGUAAGCACUUCGGUUUGAAGCCUUACGAGACUUUCGAGGAAGUCAAUUCCAACCCCGAGAUCUCUAAUACCCUGCGUCACCUCUAUGACCACCCUGAUUUUAUUGAGCUAUACCCCGGUAUUGUCACCGAGGAGGCCAAGGAGCCCAUGAUUCCAGGUGUCGGUAUCGCCCCGACCUAUACCAUCUCCCGUGCUGUGUUGUCGGAUGCCGUUGCCCUUGUCCGUGGUGACCGUCAUUACACGAUUGACUACAACCCCCGGAACCUAACCAACUGGGGCUACAACGAGUGCCGCUACGAUCUCAAUAUCAACCAGGGCUGCAUAUUCUAUAAGCUGGCCACGCGCGCCUUCCCCAACCACUACAGGCCUGACUCCAUCUACGCUCAUUACCCUAUGACUAUCCCCAGCGAGAACCGUAACAUCAUGAAGGAUCUAGGCCGUGAGCAGGAUUACUCCUGGGACAAGCCUGCCUUCAUAGAGCCUCGUGUCAACUUGGCCUCUCACCAAAAUGCCAAGCUACUGCUUGAGAACCAGAGGGACUUCCGUCCCAGUUGGGCCCGCUCCGUGUCUGAGCUCUUCGGCAAGGGCGAGUUUGAUACCAAGCAGCGUGAGGCUAUCGGCAAGGCUCUCAAUACUGAAGAUUUCCCCAAGCUCGUCAAGACCUUCUACGAAGACAUCACCGAGCGUUUGAUUGUCGAGAAGGGUGGCCAGCUGGGCAAGAUCAACCAGAUUGAUAUCACUCGUGAUGUCGGCAACCUGGCUCACGUCCACUUCGCCUCUACCAUCUUUGGCAUUCCCCUGAAGACCGAGCAGAGCCCGCAGGGUCUCUUCACCGAGCACGAGAUGUACAUGAUCCUUUCCACCAUUUUCUCCGCUCUAUUCUUCGAUGUCGACGCUCCUCGUUCUUACGCCCUGAACCAUGCCGCCUCCGCCGUCUCCACCCAGCUCGGUCAGGUCGUCGAAGCCACCGUCAAGGCCGACACCAACAGUGGCCUCUUCUCCGGCAUCAUGGACAGCUUCCGGCCGCAUGACAACGCCCUCCGCGAGUUCGGAACUGAAGCUGUCCGCCGCAUGAAGGAGGCCGGAUCCAGCGCCUCCGACAUUACCUGGUCUGCCAUCAUCCCAACGAUCGUCGGUCUGGUCCCCAGUCAGGGCCAGGUUUUCACCCAAAUCAUCGAGUUCUACACCGCGCCCGAAAACCAGGCCCACCUGGCUGCAAUCCAUAGCCUCACCAAGACCGACUCUGCCGAAUCGGACGAGAAGUUGCACCGCUACUGUCUGGAGGCUAUUCGCCUGAACGGCACCUUUGGCGCCUUCCGCGAGGCCAAGGAAGCUGUCACCAUCGAGGAAGACGGCAAGGUCUACGCUGUCCAACCCGGUCAGCAGGUCUUCGCCUCCUUCAACCAGGCAAACCACGAUCCUAGCGUUUUCCCCGAGCCCUACCAGGUCAACCUCCAUCGCCCUCUCAACUCAUACAUCAAUCACGGCCAGGGUCCUACAACCGGAUUUGGCGAGCAGAUUACCAAGAUCGCGCUUGUUGCCAUGCUGCGUGUCGUCGGUCGUCUGCAGGGUCUCCGUCGUGCUGCUGGUGCCCAGGGCCAGCUUCAGAAGAUACCCCAGGAGGGAGGCUACUAUGUUUACCUCCGCGGUGACGGAGCUGCCUACUGUCCCUUCCCCAUGUCGCUCAAGCUGCACUGGGAUGGUCCAGUCGGGCAGAAGAAGACUCCAUCUUCUUAA
Molecule: messenger RNA, 3366 nt
Organism: Penicillium digitatum Pd1
Lineage: Eukaryota; Fungi; Ascomycota; Eurotiomycetes; Eurotiales; Aspergillaceae
Product: peroxidase/cytochrome P450 family protein
Biological process (GO): response to oxidative stress
Molecular function (GO): heme binding; peroxidase activity; monooxygenase activity
Source: RefSeq, a predicted model, not a curated record